This is a messenger RNA of Fonsecaea pedrosoi CBS 271.37, 1599 nucleotides long. RefSeq lists its product as uncharacterized. The transcript is spliced from 2 exons. The record is from RefSeq and is a predicted model, not a curated record. Lineage: Eukaryota; Fungi; Ascomycota; Eurotiomycetes; Chaetothyriales; Herpotrichiellaceae. The coding region runs from base 1 to 1599 and encodes 532 amino acids.
AUGCCACUCAUCAUUAUCACAGGCCUUCCGUGCUCGGGCAAAACGUACCGCGCCCAGCAAAUCGCUGCGUCGCUGGCGGCCUUCGUCACCCCUCCUGCCAACGAACCAUCAAUAUCAAAAAGGACCGUCCAGAUUGUCCCUUCAUACCACGCAUCGUCGGACGACGACCGUGACGGUACGGAGUCUAUAGAACAGACGACACUCCUUCGAGAUCAGAUCUACAACAACGCCUCCCACGAAAAGACCGCGAGGGCGGAAGAGUUCUCCGCGAUCAAGCGAGCGCUUUCAAAGGACAAUGUCGUGAUCGCCGACGGGUUGAACUACAUCAAGGGCUAUAGAUACCAGUUGUGGUGCGAGGCCAAGGCCGUGGGCACGAGAUGUUGCGUUGUCCAUGUGGCGGCGCAGGAGGAUGAGUGCAAGAGGUGGAAUCGAGAGAGGUUGAGAGCGCAGCAGGGGGAGCUGGACGCUGAGGAUGGUGGUGGCAGUGGAGAAGAUGGGAAUGUGCUGGACAAGGAUAAGCACAAGCAUACGCAGCACAAUCAGGGCGAAAGUGUCUUGGGCGAUCUGGUUCCAGAAAGUCAUACCGCCAUCUACGGUGAUCGGGUGCUGGAGCACGCGACGUCUCGGUCUCGGUCUUCCUCGAUGGACGGGCUGGACAAUGGUGACAGCGGGGAUGCGAUGCUUCGACCGUUACCAGACGACACGAUGACUCUCAAGUCCUUAUACAUCAACGGACCGCCGGACGCAAGCUCGCCCUCGUCGUCGUCGACGGUACCAAAACCAGGACGAGAGAAUCAACCCUUGCCGACGCCUUAUGCGCCAUCAAUCCCAAUCCCGCCGCCGACUUCCUCUCCCCCAUACUCGUCGUCAACUCUCACCUCCCUAAUGAUGCGCUACGAACCCCCGUCCCCUUUCUCCCGCUGGGACACACCUCUCUUCACCGUCCCUUCGUCCGACGCUUCGCCUCCGAUCCAGGAAAUCUGGAACGCAAUCUACCCCCCGCCGACAAAGCCGACCAGCAAAAAGGCGUUGAGUCAACUUCGUUCAUCUGAAAGAGCUGGAACAGCGGCGGGUAAUGGGGACAGGGAUGGGAAUGGGAACGCGGCCGUUGUAACCCCCUCAUCCGCAACACAACCCCCACCCGUGCGUGAAAAGCCGGAAGUGGUGAAACCGCACGCGGCCACGGUUCUCCCGCGCGCCACAGCCUCGGAUGCCCUGCAAACCCUUGAGUCGGCCACCAUGGACGUGGUCAAGAAUCUGCUCGCACAGGCGCGGGAACAGAAUCUCUCCGCCCACGCAGGUCAUGAUGGCGGCGACGUGCUCCUCUCCAUCCCCAUCCCUCUUUCCCUCUCAUCCCCUAGGCACCCAGCGGAACCCACCACUCCCGCCGAGUCGCCCAAGACAACAACCGUCGAACGAGCCAUCCACAUCCCUCCCGGCGUCGUCCUCUCGCAGCCCAUGCUCCAGCGCCUCCGGCGGAAAUACACGCAGAUCCAAAGAGGGGGUAUCGCGCACGGACAGGGCUACGUCAGUGGACGCAGGCAGAUCGUCGAGGGGUUCAUUGACUUUCUCGAGGCGGAGUGGAUGGAAGAAGAAUGA